Molecule: messenger RNA, 1134 nt
Organism: Macrosteles quadrilineatus (aster leafhopper)
Lineage: Eukaryota; Metazoa; Arthropoda; Insecta; Hemiptera; Cicadellidae
Gene: Arl8
Product: ADP-ribosylation factor-like protein 8B-A
Exons: 4
Coding region: 134-694 (186 amino acids)
Biological process (GO): anterograde axonal transport; protein transport
Cellular component (GO): lysosomal membrane
Molecular function (GO): GTP binding; GTPase activity
Source: RefSeq, a predicted model, not a curated record
GACUAACGUUACAGCCUUUUUGUUUGUGUGAUUCAGUCAGUUCAUCUGAAAGUUUGAGAGUUGACUAUUUUAAUCAAUAAUCAGUAUAGUGACAGUUUUGUGAUAUAUUUAAGCUACUAAUUACAAAACAACAAUGUUGGCCUUAAUAAAUCGUAUCUUAGACUGGUUUAAAAGUUUAUUUUGGAAAGAAGAAAUGGAACUGACAUUAGUUGGAUUACAAUGCUCAGGCAAAACCACUUUUGUUAAUGUCAUUGCUUCGGGCCAGUUCAGCCAAGAUAUGAUUCCCACAGUCGGUUUCAACAUGAGAAGAGUCACCAAAGGAAACGUCACCAUCAAAGUGUGGGAUAUAGGCGGCCAACCUAGGUUUAGGUCGAUGUGGGAGAGAUAUUGUCGGGGUGUCAAUGCAAUUGUCUACAUGGUGGAUGCAGCUGACCAUGAGAAGCUAGAAGCGUCGAGAAACGAGCUGCAUAACCUGCUAGACAAGCCGCAGUUGAUGGGUAUCCCGGUCCUGGUCCUGGGCAACAAGCGGGACCUUCCCAACGCUCUGGACGAGAAGGAGCUUAUCGACAGGAUGAAUCUGUGUGCAAUUCAAGAUCGAGAAAUCUGUUGUUAUUCAAUCUCGUGUAAAGAGAAAGACAACAUUGACAUUACGCUGCAGUGGCUGAUCGCGCACUCCAAGUCUGGCUCUCGUUAACUCUAACACCCCCUCCACCACUUGCUCCACUCCUAUCAUUUUAUACUAUUGUAAAAUAAAAUUACUUUACCUUAUUUAUUGGUUGUAAAUUCUACUGUUAUGUAUUGUUUGUAUUUUUUGUAACAUGUAUUACAGAUUUAUAUAAGUUAAAUAUAUGUUUUUAUAUAUAUUUUACUUUUAGUGGCUGUUGUACACACCAUUAAUUUUAAGGCUUUGGCGUAAGUGUGCAUGAGUUUUAUUAUUUAGAAUGAUUCGUUUAGACAGGAGACUGAACUAUGUUUUACAAUUCGAGGGCCAAUUUAGAUAAGCUUGAGUUUUGUUUUUGUAUAAGAAUGUCGUCAGGACUUGGGCAGUCAGAUAAUUCUAAGUUCCUGACUCUAGCUAUGUUGUUAAUUUUUAUCUUUAUCAAAAUUAUAAUAAAUACUUAGCCAAUACUUAAA